Messenger RNA from Rhinichthys klamathensis goyatoka, 2564 nucleotides. RefSeq names its product inhibitory synaptic factor 2A. The record is from RefSeq and is a predicted model, not a curated record. Gene Ontology annotation, cellular component: postsynaptic density. Gene Ontology annotation, biological process: inhibitory postsynaptic potential. NCBI's taxonomy places the organism in Eukaryota, Metazoa, Chordata, Actinopteri, Cypriniformes, Leuciscidae. The transcript is spliced from 3 exons. The coding region runs from base 5 to 1477 and encodes 490 amino acids.
AAACAUGGUGAGCAAGGACGCUGGUAAAUGCAUGCUCACCAACUCUGAGUCGGACUCAGAGGCAACAGCGGCCUCCAUGGCCCUGGAGGUCAAAGGAUCGUCAGACGAAAGCCGACAUGUGCGCAAGCGCAACAAGGCCCUUCAGGUGCGCUUCAAGGACAUCUGCGAGGCCCAGAACGAACAGGCCGCUGCUGCCCGAGGAGGGAAGCCGCUCUACAAGGUGGCGUACCGCAAGUACAUGACCGUCCCAGCUCGCCGAUCAAUUCCCAAUGUCACCAAAAGCACUGGAGUGCAAACCUCACCGGAUCUUAGGAAGCGUUACCAGACUUUUCCAUUUGAGCGAAAGAAAGGACACACGGUCAAGCAUGCCGCUGCGGUGGAGAGCUGUAAGGACCAGGACGAUGGGUUUGUUAUUGAUGUGAAGAGGGCGAAAGCUACCGUGGCGAGCAGUGAGUGUGCUCCCUCUCAUAAUCUGAGGAAAACAAAAGCAUUGAUGCACACCAGCAAGUGCGUCGCAACCAUAGAGCAACAUCCGCAAGCCAGGGAGUGUCUGGAGAGAACGGACGGGCCGUGCUCGGACGCUCUGGUUCUUCCCUGUCCGACUGAUAGGACCAUAGCGGGAGCGGACCACUCGGACUAUCAGAUGUGUAGCGUCAGAAGUAAACACAGUAAGGGCUUCCGGAGAGACUCCGAAACUCUUGAUCGCUCAGGCAAGCUGCAGUUGCUGAACUCUGGGGAGAGCGCUGGGAAUGUUCUCCAGGAUUCCUCCUCCAAAGUGACGGGACCCAUCGCGUGGAACUCCCUCACGCAGGUGGAGUGCUUGGAGAGUCCAACCGAGCGCAGCAAACGCAAGGCUGCACUGCAGCUCAACGGCCUGCAGUCACAGACGCUCCCGAGGGCCAGUUGCACUACGCAGGUCCAGUGCCACGUGGGUACACUGUCCGCUCGACCGCUGCGGGCCAUGGAGGAGGCGGCGCCCGUGACUUCGGUCUCCUCCACAGCCGUUCCCAUGCCGGCACCUCCGUGCAGGGGCGUCACGGUAGCGGGGACUCUACGGACGGAUAAUGAGGCGUGCAAGCAGAUAGUGCCUGUCAAUCAGGAUGGGGAUGUUAAAGCGCAGCUCCAAGCCAUGGAAAACAUGAUCAGCUCCAGUCAGGAAACCAUUAAAGUGCUGCUGGGUGUCAUUCAGGAGCUGGAAAAAGGAGAAGCUCAUAGAGAAGGGCUCUCCUAUCGGACCGGACAGGACACGGCCAACUGCGACACGUGUCGGAACAGCGCAUGCAUUAUUUACAGUGUGGAGCUGGACUUUAAACUGCAGGAAGAUAAGCUACAGCCUCUGAUGAAGAGACUGUGUCCCACGGAGGAGUCCCUGUUCCCCCCUCUGCCCUAUCCUCAGGAGACCAUCGGCUCCACGCCCAAACGCAAGUCCAAAGCGGAGGCCAAGAAACACGCGCGCUGGAAACUCUGGUUUCUGUGACCGCAGGAUUACAUACACCACUUUAUUAUGCUUUUGAUCAUAUUUUCAAGAAGGGAGCACGACAGAAUGCAACGCUCCAUGUGCAUCUGUUCACUUGCUUACUUAUGCCUGUUUUUGAUCAGGAUGAAACGGGAAAAUCCUAUCAGUUUGUUUUUUUGUUUCCCCCCCUUCGGUACUUUAUGGAUGCGAGUACUGAACUUGGUUUGGAAAUAUCGCAGCCAACACUGAAAAAAUUAAAUAUAUGUAUAUUCAACAAAGAAAAAAAAAUGGAAUUUGCUUCCGGAAAAAAAGGAAUAACGAGACUAUUUCCCUCAAACAGAGCGUGAAAUUAUUUUAAGAGAGUGAGAGACAUAACUGGAUCAAUAACAAAUCUUGCUUUACAACUAUUAUUUCUUUUUUGGUCCUCACCCUGCUAAAGGUUUGGAAAUUCAGGAGGAUAUUUUAAACACAAACAGGACACAAGCUUUUCAUUUUGGUCUUCUCUUCCUCAUGGAAAUCGACGCAAUCGCAGCAUUAAAUCGAAGCACAACUCUUCAGAUGCACUGGAUGAUGAUUCUCACAGAGGGAUGGAUUUAAAACUCACUAGAGGAUGUAAUUAUUUGCAGAUCAAACCGGCGAAGUCACAACUAAUUCAUGAGAUUUAUAUGGAAAUAAUAUUACAAGCCUCUGUGAAUUCAUAUAAACUUUCAUAUACUAUUAUUACCAGAAAAAAAAGGAAAAAAGUAUGACUUAUUUUUCUAGAUUCUUAAUAAUCACACAUUUAAAGAUUUUCUAGAAACACUAUAUAUAAGCUUCUCUCACUUAUUGGAUUAUUGAAAUUAUAGGAAGCGUUUUCAGACCGUGUCCGUUAAUUUUAAAUUAUUUAAUUUUAAUUAAUGUUCUUCUAAUACAACUACAGACAUAACCAUGGAAACAGCGGUAAAUGUUUACCUUUCUGUGACAGGAAGUCAUGUGAUACACAGUCACCAUAUUGCUGCAAUCUCACUAGACUGAUGAACUGAUCUGCAUAUGGAAAAAAGACGAUUUAACAAUACAGGAUUCUAAAUGUCACAGAUUGACCUCUUGGUGCAAUAUAUAUAUAAAAAAA